Molecule: messenger RNA, 994 nt
Organism: Drosophila persimilis
Lineage: Eukaryota; Metazoa; Arthropoda; Insecta; Diptera; Drosophilidae
Gene: SCCRO
Product: DCN1-like protein
Exons: 2
Coding region: 62-910 (282 amino acids)
Biological process (GO): positive regulation of ubiquitin-protein transferase activity; protein neddylation
Cellular component (GO): ubiquitin ligase complex
Molecular function (GO): ubiquitin conjugating enzyme binding; cullin family protein binding; ubiquitin-like protein binding
Source: RefSeq, a predicted model, not a curated record
UAACAACGCAAACGCAGAAAAAACUUAGUUGAAUAAACAGAUAAUAAUUAUUCAAACAGAAAUGAACAAACUGAAGUCGAGCCAGCAUCGCGACAAGGUGAAGAAGUUUAUUUCGCUGACACAGACGGGGGAACAGACUGCAAUUUUUUGUCUGCAACAGAAUGACUGGAAAAUGGAUCUGGCCAGUGACAACUACUUUCAGAAUCCCGAGUAUUAUUACCGCGAGCUGGAUCGGAAACGCAUCGAGCAGUUAUUUAUGCGAUACCGCGAUCCGAGUGAUCCGCUAAAGAUUAGUUCUCAGGGCGUGAUACGAUUCCUAGAAGACCUAGACCUGAAACCCGACUCAAAGCUGGUCCUGAUCAUUGCGUGGAAAUUUCACGCCGAGGUACAGUGCGAAUUCUCACGGGAUGAAUUUACAAAUGGCAUGUGCGACCUGGGCAUCGAUAGCAUUGAGAAACUCAAGUCAAAGUUGCCAUUGCUGGAGCUGGAACUGAAUGAUGCUGGCAAAUUCAAGGAUUUUUAUCACUUCACCUUUAACUAUGCCAAGGAUCCGGGACAGAAGAGCAUCGAUCUGGAUAUGGCAAUUGCAUACUGGUGCAUAGUUCUGAGCGGACGCUUCAAGUUCUUGGACAUUUGGUGCAAGUUCCUCGAGGAGAAACACAAGCGAGCCAUAUCGCGAGACACCUGGAAUUUGCUCCUCGAUUUUGCCACCAACAUCGAUGAUCGGAUGAGUAAUUACGACUCGGAAGGUGCCUGGCCUGUACUUAUCGACGACUUCGUUGAAUGGUGCCAGGAAAACAAUCAUCUGAAGGAAGAGCCAUCGUCAGGGUGCCAGCAGCAGUCAACGUCCCAAAGGAACAUAUCUAGCGCUUACCCGACCUCGCAUAGUACAAACAUGAAUUAUGGCUAACGAAUUGUUAGAGCUGCUAUAUUCUCAUUAAUAAUAGAUUUGCUUUUCCUCUGAUUAUUCUAAAUAAUGAAGAUAUGAAGCAAG